Paramecium octaurelia is the source of this 1708-nucleotide messenger RNA. NCBI's taxonomy places the organism in Eukaryota, Ciliophora, Oligohymenophorea, Peniculida, Parameciidae. The record is from the annotation of a GenBank genome assembly.
AUUAAACCAAUGCAAUUCAAUCGAAACUCCAAAGAAGACUACCUUAAUGUCUAUGCCAACAAACUCCUAGCAAAGGCAUCCAAUAUUCAUAUGAAACCCACUGAAUUUAAGGCUCCUGCCAGGAGAAAGAGCAUGAUUGAUUCCUAUGUACAUUCCUUAAAUAAUGACACAGAUCAAUGGACUGAUAGAAUUAAAAAAUCAAUCAUCGAAAAAAAUAGGUCAUGCAGCAAUUUGCAAGAUUAUUAAGAUGAAUUCAAUGGAUCACUUCAAUAAUUACAAUCUUCACAAUUCACCAUGAUGAAUCAGAACUCCAAACUCAUUAUGCUUAAGAUCGAAAAAAAACUGAAAAACUUUAAGUUUGCCAAAGAGAAUAAUCACAACUCAUGUACCUCUACGGUGGCUAAAAUGAAAUGUUUUUGCUUAGAUAACCAAUGCUUUGAUUUCUAUCGUUGUACCGAUCUCCUACUACUUAAAUACUUAAUUUAUGUACUACUUCAAGAAAUCAAUUCAAACAAUGAAAACUCUUCUUCUUUCUAAGAUUAAAUCUUACCAUCUCAAAAAAGUGAAAUCAAAGAUACAAUUGCAGCUAUGCAAAAUACUAUAGAUGUCCUAAAAAACCAAAAACUUUUUGAUAAGAAUAACGGCAAUCCUAUUGAAGAUCUAAACAGGCAAAUUAAAAAGAUCCAAAAUGUCAUAGGAUCUCAACAAAUACCCUCUUCUAAUUAUGAUGUGUUUACAACUCCUUAAUCCAAUAUCAAGUAAAGGGAAUUUGUCUUUUAAUCAUCAAGUGCCACACAAAAAAGAGAAUAAUAUUAGAAUUCACCAUCUAUUAGUUCCUAAAAAAUUAUUCAAUUUUAAAUCGACGAAUUGCAGAUGAAAAAUGAGGCCAUUACUAAAUUAACCUCUAAAAAUAAUGAUCUAGAACUAGAACUUAAAAUGGUUAAUAAUUAACUGACUGAAGCUUUAAUGAAUCUAUCCAUCUCACAAAAGUCGCUAUAGAAUAAAGAUUAAGAAGUAAGCACAUUUUUAAUUAAUGUAGCUCAAAGAUCUAAUAAGGAAAACUGAAAAGUUGUUAGAAACAACCAGUGUCGCUGUUAAAGAGAAAGAUCAACUCUAAGACUAUUAUAAAUCUGUAAGGAAUGAUCAUGAACAACUAAAAACCAAGUUUGAUGAUUUGUAAUUAAUUGGAUUUAAUUUAGAUAAAAGUCCAAUCAAAGUAUUUUAAAUGAAUGUACAAUUUUGAAAAAAUCACUGAAUGACUCUGUUGAAUCAUCUCAAUAGAAAAUUAAAAACGAGGAAUAAAAAUUAUAACAGGAUUUGAUUCAAAAAAAUAAACAAAUAGUAAUUAUAUUUUUAAUAAAGAUAGAGAUAAUUGUCUGAAGAUGGCAAAAUAUUAGGUCAAUAUUUGAAAGAUAUUUCUUCCAAAAUCCAGUAGGUUCCUUCAGAUUAAAUUCCGUAACUUCUCUAAAUUUUGUAAAGGGAAUUAUAAUAAAAGGAAAGUUUUAUUAAUUCAAAAUUAAAUAAUAUGCAUCUCGCAUAAAUUGAUCUCGCAAAAUCAAACAACGCUAAUAAUAAAGAUAAAAAAUCAAGAAAAUUUAUGAGUUCCCACAAUUAACUGAUAGAUUAAUUAUAGUCAUUUUAAGUACAUUCGGAUAUGAUAGCAAUGAUGAUGGUGUAAAGUGAAGUUAUUGAAAAGUUUUUAAAUUGA